This is a messenger RNA of Trematosphaeria pertusa, 1347 nucleotides long. Its product is annotated as Di-copper centre-containing protein. The coding region runs from base 156 to 1334 and encodes 392 amino acids. Gene Ontology annotation, molecular function: oxidoreductase activity. The record is from RefSeq and is a predicted model, not a curated record. The transcript is spliced from 4 exons. Lineage: Eukaryota; Fungi; Ascomycota; Dothideomycetes; Pleosporales; Trematosphaeriaceae.
UUUUAAUAUUGUUGCCCCUCGUUUCAGCAUUUGUGUUUUAGUGUUAUUGCCCUGCAGUGCUAUUUACGGAUUCGUCCUAAUCUUUUAAUAUAUUUUCCUUGGGACGGGACACGAACUGCUGUUCAUCGCUUUUUGCAGCCUCACCCCAACGCAUCAUGAGGCUCUCGAGUGUCACGGCUGCUGCGCUGCUCGGCAGUGUUGGCGCAGCGCCGCUAGAUGCUCGUACUUCGAACUUCCUCGAGACGGACUCUUUGGCAGCGGAGGGUGUCUUCAAUCUUGGGAUGUACGUCGCGGCGCAUGGUUAUCCAAACGCACAGAAGUGCACGCUCAAGAACGUAGCGAUUCGGCGAGAAUGGUCGAUGUUCAGCACCCAAGAGAAGAAGAACUACAUCGCAGCCGUCAAUUGCCUCUCCACCAAGCCAGCAAAGACUCCAUCGUCUAUCGCAGCAGGUGCGAAGAACCGCUACGAUGACUUCGUAGCCAUGCACAUCAGCCAGACUCUGACAAUCCACGGGACCGGCAACUUCCUGACAUGGCAUCGGUACUUCACCUGGGCAUAUGAGCAAGCGCUGAGGAACGAGUGCGGUUAUACGGGCUACCAGCCCUAUUAUAACUGGCCGAAGUGGGCUGAUAACCCAGCGGCGUCGCCAGUGUUCGACGGCAGUGCUACCAGCAUGUCAGGUGACGGCGCCAAUGUCGCUGGACGCAACAACACCUGCAUUCCCUCCCCGGAUCAGUGUGGAGUCAGCAUUCCACCUGGAAAUGGUGGUGGCUGCGUCACGUCUGGUCCUUUCAAAAACUGGACAGUCAACCUUGGCCCCGUCGCCCCCGUCCUGGCUGACUACACCCCCAACCCCGAGUUCACCGGUCUGGGCUACAACCCGCGCUGCCUGCGCCGCGACAUCUCUAAAGCCGCCGCCUCGGGCUGGACCAAGGACUCCGACGUCGCCGACCUGCUCAAGAACUACGUCACCUUCUAUGACUUCUCCACCCGCAUGCAGGGUGACUUCCCCAACGGCUUCCUGGGCGUGCACACAGCGGGCCACUUUACUAACGGCGGCGACCCAGGCGGUGAUCUCUUCGCUUCCCCCGCCGACCCGUACUUCUUCCUGCACCACGCCAUGAUCGACCGCGUGUUCUGGACGUGGCAGAACUUGGAUAUCGCGAACAGGCAGUACGCUAUCGGUGCAACUAUCACGGUGAACAACCAGCCGCCAAGUAGAAACGCGACGCUGGAUGAUACGCUGGAUCUGGGGUACGUUGGUGUGCCCGUCAUCACGAUCCGUGACGCCAGUCAUACCCUUGCCGGCCCAUUCUGCUACAUCUAUGCGUAGGUGUGGGCGGGUG